GGCCCAGAUUCACUCAUCCGCCGCCUCCUCCCCGCCAUUAAAUACACUUCACCUUCUUCUUCCUCUCCCAAGCAGAGCACGCGACGCGACGCGACGCGAGCAGAGCACGCGCGCCAAGAUUUUCCGAGAAGCAAAGCCACGCCGUCGCCGGCGGCGAGACCGAUGGACCUCCUCGAGCAGCCGCUCGAGGCCGUCGCGUUCCGCCUCUACUCCCUCCCGGAGGCCGCGGCCCCCGCUGGCGCCGCCGCGUGGACCUGCCUCGCCGCCGUCCUCGCCGCGGCCGCCGCCGCCGCCGCCGGCAUCUGGCGCCUGCGCGCCGCCGCGCCCGUCGUCGCCGCCAUGGGUGGUGCUUCUUCUCGCGAGGAUGGUUUGGAACCGGAGUCGUCUCCUGCGACGGCGGCGUCCGAGCAGGCGAGGUCGUCGUCGGAGAGGCAGCCCGAGCCGGCCUCGUCGCCGUCGCCGAAGGAGACGUACACGGCGUACUUCCACGACAGCUGCUGCGUCGGGUGCUGCGACAUGGACGACGACGACGACGACGGCGAGGAGGUGCUCGAAGAGGAGGAGGACGACGACGACGAGCCGUCGGAGACGACGCCGUUCGAGUGGGAAAUUGUUAGGUCUCUGCCUCUCAGCCCGACGGCGGCGGCGGAGGUUCGCCGGUACAGGGACUCGGCGCCGCUCGGCGGAAGCGUCGUUCGGCUGUGGAAUCACGUCGCCGGCGGGGGCGUAACGGCGGCGAGCCCGAGGCGGAGGGGACUAGCCGGCGGCGUUGUCUCGGCCUUCUGAGCAUCCAAAGGAGUAAUAAAAAUCAAAAUUUUAUUUAUCGGCUGUUGUAAAAGUUUGUAGCUUUAAAAUGUUCAGCAUUGUACAUAUGGCUCCUCCCUUUUAAUUUGCGCAAAUUUUGCAGAUUCACGGCUGCAAAUUCGGCACAAAUUCAGCUCAA
Molecule: messenger RNA, 943 nt
Organism: Oryza sativa Japonica Group (Japanese rice)
Lineage: Eukaryota; Viridiplantae; Streptophyta; Magnoliopsida; Poales; Poaceae
Source: RefSeq, a predicted model, not a curated record